AUGUCUGCUGUUAUCAAAGGCGUCGCACACACGACCGCAUCGACUCCUCGUCCUCACAUUGUCUACACCUUCCAGCUCGAGAGGGAUGGAAAGACAGAAGUCGUCAAGAAGCGAUUCUCAGAGUUUGUUCAAUUACACCAUGCACUAGGUGUGAAGGACAUUGACCUUCCUCCUAAACGGAUUCUUGUUACGAGUUUCAUACCCUCGGCCUGGGUUGACGAUGCGCUUAUUGCCGAACGCAAGAAGGGCCUCAAAACAUUUCUCAAUACCCUCCUGGCCAACCCAGCCUACAAGGACCAAGCCGCUCUCAAGGAGUUUUUAACACCAGCUUUGCGUGCCUCUCCACGUCAAUUUGACUUGGAAGAUGCUUUGCCGUCGACCUUGUCUCGCAAGGCAGCUCAAGAACUCGCACCAGUUGUUGCAGCCACCACGUUCAUUGCAGCUGCUUAUUACCCAGACUGGUCUGCGGAUGCCUUCCCGCCCGAAAACCUCAACUACUCUAAGUUCGACAUUUUGUUCUUUGCUUUCGCGAUUCCAAACUCGUCGUCAACGCUAACGUGGGACUCUGGUAGUCAAGCCAUUCUCAAACGGCUUGUCUCCAGCGCCAAGGCGAGCGGAGCCGGCACCAAGAUCGUUUUGUCCGUUGGGGGGUGGGGCGGUUCAACCUACUUCCAUCAAGCCUGUAGUUCCUCGGCCAACCGUUCAACAUUUGUGUCUGCUCUUUCAAGCGCGGUCUCGACAUAUGGGCUGGAUGGUAUCGAUAUUGAUUGGGAAUACCCUAACAAUCCUGGUGCUGGAAACCCCUACGGAUCGGCGGACGCUGCGAACCUAUUGCAGCUGUUGACUUCGCUUCGGUCUGCUCUCGGCUCGUCCAAGAUUAUCUCUGCUGCUGUUACAGAUCUGCCUUGGCUUGGGUCUGAUGGGAAUCCAAUCAAGGACAUGUCAGCGUAUGCAGCGCAGAUGUCCUAUGCCAAUCUUAUGAACUAUGACAUCUUUGGUGAUUGGUCACCCGCGCCUGGUCCAAAUGCACCGCUUAGCGACGCAUGUGGGACUUCGAGCCAACCUAAUUAUAGUGCACAAGCGGCGUUUACUCAAUGGACGGCUGCUAAGUUCCCUGCCAACAAACUCCUUCUCGGCCUCCCUCUCUAUGGAUACGUCUUGAAUUCCAGCAAGACCGUGCUUACUGGAAGCUUCGUUGAACCGGAAGAGUUCUCCACGAGUGCAACGGUCAAAGUCAAUCCGAUGCGUGGCGCCAACAGACGGCCGGUGACCGUUCGCCCGCCUAUCAUCUCCGAAGUCAAGGCCGACGCAACUGCAAAUCUGCAAAGUUGGUGGGGCCAGCAAAUCCCAUUCUCGUCACUCGUAUCGUCCGGUGCGCUCACCAAGAGUUCCAACGGGACCUAUAGUGGUGCCAACGGGUUCACUGAAGGUUGGGAUGACUGCAGUGACACUCCCUAUCUGUUCAAUACCUCCCAAAAGACUGUUGUAUCAUACGAUGACACGUACUCGUUGGCCGAUAAAGCUGCUCUCGCCAAAUCUAAUGGGAUGGCAGGUUGUUUCACGUGGAGCCUGGACCAGGACGACGGCGUGACACUGCAGAAUGUUAUUCGCAAAGCGUUAGGGAAAUAA
This is a messenger RNA of Mycena indigotica, 1629 nucleotides long. RefSeq names its product Glycoside hydrolase family 18 protein. Gene Ontology annotation, molecular function: phosphatidylinositol binding; chitin binding; chitinase activity. The transcript has 14 exons. The coding region runs from base 1 to 1629 and encodes 542 amino acids. Gene Ontology annotation, cellular component: extracellular region. NCBI's taxonomy places the organism in Eukaryota, Fungi, Basidiomycota, Agaricomycetes, Agaricales, Mycenaceae. Gene Ontology annotation, biological process: carbohydrate metabolic process; chitin catabolic process. The record is from RefSeq and is a predicted model, not a curated record.